Phaeoacremonium minimum UCRPA7 is the source of this 1791-nucleotide messenger RNA. Its product is annotated as putative flavin-containing amine protein. The transcript is spliced from 4 exons. The record is from RefSeq and is a predicted model, not a curated record. Bases 1 to 1791 code for a protein of 596 amino acids. NCBI's taxonomy places the organism in Eukaryota, Fungi, Ascomycota, Sordariomycetes, Togniniales, Togniniaceae. Gene Ontology annotation, molecular function: oxidoreductase activity.
AUGGCUGCCGCUAAUAAAUCCGCGAUCAAGACACUCAAACCCCCGGCCAUUGCUAGCACAGGACCCUUCGCCCAUGUCGGCCACACUGAAGGCCCCGCCAAGGUUGUCUUCACCUCGGGCAUGGUCGGCCAAACUCAAGACGGAAACAUCUCGGACUCUUACGUCGAACAAAUCAAGCAGAGUCUCGUCAAUCUAAAACAUUGUCUCGAGGCUUCAGGUGCCACCGUCAAGGAUGUCCUGAAGUUAACCUACUACAUUGUCAACUAUGAUCCCAAUAAUCGACCUCAUGCAGCUAUCAUUUUUGAAUGGUUAGAGGGCCAUCGUCCAGCAACCGCUCUCGUACCAGUCCCGAAGCUGGCAAACCCCAAAUUCCUUUUCGAGAUUGAGGCCAUUGCUGCCGUGAGAGAUCCGGCGCUCGCGGCCCCGAUCCCAACUCCUGUCUCGGGUAGAGUUGAUGAAUUUGAUGUCGUCGUUGUUGGCGCGGGUUUGAGUGGCUUGCAGGCAGCACAUGACCUCCAGAAGGCGGGAUUGAAGACUAUAGUAUUGGAAGCUCGCGAUCGAGUGGGCGGCAAGACAUGGACUGUUCCCACAGCGAAUGGCAAAGGUGCCAUUGAUCUUGGAGGCGCCUGGAUCAACGACACAAAUCAGAGCAAGAUGUGGGCUCUUGGUCAGAGAUUUGGAAUGGAGUAUACUGUCCAGACUAUUGAGGGAGACUGUGUGCUUCAAGAUCAUGGACGCUUUCCAUUCGGGGAGCUUCCUCCGUUUGAGAGUAAAGAGGAGCUGGAAAGUUUUGACAAAUUCAGGGAAGUGGUGGAGGAAAGGUGUCAAACUAUCGACAUCGAGAAACCUUGGCUUGGAGAGGGGAAAUACUAUGACUCCAUGACAUUUGACGAGUUUGCAAAGCGGUCCGGGGCUUCUCCUAAGACUGUAGAAUACGCGAAUCUCUGGGUAAGAGCUAUGAUGGUAAAGAUGGUGGACAGCAUCUCCGCAGCAAGACUGCCUUACUCAGAAGGCCUGGCCGGUCUACUCACACCGGGUUCGGUCCUCCUGUCCACUCCGGUCUCCAGUAUACGGCAAACUGGUAAGGCAUGCACGGUUACAACAGCGAGCAACCUCACAUUACGAGCGAAGAAGGUUGUCGUAUCCAUCCCAACGCCUCUCUACCGCGAUAUCUCCUUCAGCCCGCCUCUCUCGGGCGCUAAGCUGGCUCUCUCCUCAGCUACCCGCCUUGGCUACUUUACCAAGGUCAUUCUGGUUUACUCCUCACCCUGGUGGACGAAGGCAGGCCUGGCAGGUCUCGCACACUCCUUCAACACCACCGCCGACGGAAAGACUGCCAAUGGAGCAGGCCCGGUCACCCUGAUUCGCGAUACGUCUGAUCCGGAAGCCGGAGUGUAUGCAUUGACAUGCUUUGUCCUUGCCAACGUCGGCCGCACCUGGUCCCAGCUGCCGCCUGCCCAGCGGCGCGCCGAGGUGUUGGAACAAGUCGCACAGAUGUACUCUGACGUUGACCGAGACCUAGUAUACGCUCCGGUCGAAGUGUUUGAGCAGGAGUGGGCAAAGGAAGAAUGGAGUAAGGGGUGCCCCUGUCCGGUAACGCCACCUGGGGUACUUAGUACGGUUGGCCAUGCUAUUCGAGAGCCGCAUGGCAACGUGCAUUUCGUGGGGACGGAGACGAGCGUUGUCUGGAAGGGCUACAUGGAGGGAGCAGUGCGGAGCGGGGAGAGGGGAGCGGCCGAGGUAGUCGAGGCAAUAAGAGGGAGCCCGGAGUCAAUCAAGGCGAACCUGUAG